UCAGCGCGAGGAAGAAGGGGAAAGAGAGCGGCCCCGGCCCCGGGAACAACAUCCAAACAUCACCGAUACAUCACCGCAAUAACACCGCGCUCUCAGCGGAGCAGCCCCGCCCCGGACCCGGACCCGGACCCGGUAACUAUCACCGGGGUGUAAUUCCCCCUCAGGGUUGAGACUUCCUGCUACCAUGAGCAACAGGCACCAGUUGCGGCCAUACACUUCAAUUGGUGAAAUUAAUCAUGUUCACAUUCUGUCUGAACAUGUUGGAGCGUUGAUACACCGUGAGGAGUAUAGCGAUGUCACAUUCCUCGUGGAGAAGAAACGGUUUACAGCCCAUCGAGUGAUUCUGGCUGCUCGUUGUCAGUAUUUCAGGGCGUUAUUAUAUGGUGGAAUGCGUGAGGCACAUUCGCAGGCUGAAAUCCCAUUGGAGGAUACCCCAGCAGAGGCAUUUACAAUGCUCCUGAAAUAUAUUUACACAGGCCAAGUCACACUCAGUAAUGAAAAAGAAGAAAUAUUGUUGGACUUCCUCAGUCUUGCCCAUAAAUAUGGAUUCCCAGAGCUGGAAGAUGCCACGUCAGAGUAUUUGUGUACCAUCCUCAGUAUUAAUAAUGUCUGUAUGGUUUAUGAUGUGGCCAGUCUUUACUGUCUACACAAGCUUUCCAGUACCUGCUGUCUCUACAUGGACAGGAAUGCAAAGGCAGUUCUCAGUAGUGAGGGCUUCCUGUCUCUCUCUAAGGCAGCCCUGCUCAAUGUUGUCUCGCGAGAUUCUUUUGCUGCUGCAGAGAAAGACAUUUUCCUGGCUUUAAUGGACUGGUGUAAACUCAAUCCAAACGAGAAACAUGAGGAGAUUAUGAAGGCAGUCCGCCUCCCCUUAAUGAGUUUAACAGAACUGUUGAAUGUUGUAAGGCCGGCAGGUCUGCUGUCCGCGGAUACCAUUUUGGAUGCCAUCAAGAUUCGGUCAGAGAGUCGUGAUAUGGAGCUGAACUACAGGGGGAUGCUCAUUCCUGAAGAGAACAUUGCUGCAAUGAAAUAUGGAGCCCAGGUUAUUGGAGGCGAGCUGAAAGCAGCCUUGCUUGAUGGUGACACGCAGAAUUACGAUCUUGACCACGGCUUCUGCCGACACCCAAUUGAUGAGGAUUGUCGGUCUGGGAUCGAGGUGAAAUUGGGCCAGGCAUCAAUCCUGAAUCACAUUCGCAUGCUGCUGUGGGACAGGGAUAGUCGGUCAUAUUCCUAUUACAUCGAAGUGUCGAUGGAUGAGCUAGAUUGGAUUCGGAUCAUCGAUCAUUCCAAUUACCUGUGUCGCUCCUGGCAGAACUUAUUCUUCAUUCCCCGUGUCUGCAGGUAUAUCCGCAUCGUUGGAACACACAACACUGUGAACAAGGUAUUCCAUCUAGUCUCUUUCGAAUGUAUGUUCACCAAUAAGCCCUUCUCAUUGGAUUCUGGGUUACUGGCUCCCACAGAAAACGUGGCCACAGUUGGUGCCAGUGCCACAGUAACGGAAGGAGUCAGUCGCACUCGAAAUGCACUAUUAAAUGGAGAUACAAAGAAUUACGAUUGGGAUUCUGGUUAUACCUGUCAUCAGCUGGGAAGUGGAGCGAUUGUGGUUCAGCUAGCACAGCCUUUCAUGAUCGGGACCAUGAGGUUACUGCUGUGGGAUUGUGAUGAUCGAAGCUACAGUUUCUAUAUUGAAGUCUCCAACAACCAGCAGCAGUGGAGGAUGGUGGCAGAUCGCACCAAAGUUACAUGCAGAUCAUGGCAAACUAUCAGCUUUGAGUUGCAGCCGGUGGUGUUUAUCAGGAUCGUCGGGACCUAUAACACAGCCAAUGAGGUAUUCCAUUGUGUGCACUUUGAGUGUCCAGCAGAAAGGAGUGUCCAGCAGGAAGCAAGUGCAGACCCAUCAGGAGCAAGUGCUGAAGCAGGACAUCGAUCUGGGACACCAACUCACUCUGUCCCCAACCCAAGCGACAGAAUGCAGUGUAGCCACUGAGGUCAGAGAAUGGAUGGCCCGAAUCAUUUUUGAUCAUCACCUGAAGUACAUUGAGACUGGUUCCAAUCAAGGUACAGCCCUGUUUUUACCCAUUUGUACUGCAAGCAACAUUGGUCAGCCCUGCCUCUCUGAUGAACAUGUGUCUGUUCAAACCAUUUCCUGCACCAUGUGUAAUCAGUGCAGUACAAAUUGUCGUGUCGAGAUCAACCAUCCAGUGAGUUGGAGGAAAAGGAUUGAGAGUCCUGCUCUCAGUGAUGAAGUUUACAUUGUCAGAGAUUUAACAAAGUACUGCAGAGACUGAAACAGAUUCCAUCUCCGUUCAGUGUGUGUUUCUCCUGUAGCCUUGCAGUGUCAAAGGGGAAAGAUUCCACAGACUGCAUCAAUGGAGAAUUCAAUCGACCCAGUCUUACAGAGAUGGACUAAUGGUUACAGCAAGAAUGAGCCUGAGGACUAACUUGCAAGUGUACCUCGCUGAUUAUGGGAAAUUCAGACACUGCUGCCGAAAUCCUUCAAGAGUUUACCUUUUCCCAGUCUCACUCAUUUACCAAGCACACUGUCAGACCAGCUCCAAUUUUAACCCAGUUAAAUGUUGGGAAUUGGAUUUGUGUUACAGACCCAAUCAAGACAAGUUGGGAUCUGGCUGACAAUGAGUUACUUUCUUCUGAAUUGUUGAAUUUGGGUGGGUUUAAUUUAAGACGCUGAUUGAUGUGUCAUUUCGAUGAAUAACUGCUAAUGAGGCAUGACUGCACAUGAUGUCAAUGUUAUUGUUCAGGAUAGUUUGGCUCCUGUGCUAGUCUAGGAAGUGUAUUUAUGUUUUGUAAAGAGUACCAGAUCUUCCCAUUGAACUUUGGGGUCAUUGUGAAAUAUGAGCUCUUGGAAAUUAUUUGAAUUCCAACCGAGUCAGUGCUGAGACAAGGGCACGGGUAUCGCAGACGUGUUCUGUCCUGAGUUUAUGUACUGUCACCAUAUUGAACUUGCUAAAAUAACUCACCGCUACAUUCAUUCAAAUAGCACUACGUUCACUUGCAAGUUCUGAGAUAGAGUAGCAAAUUAAAAAAGUAUUUCUUGUCUAUUCAGUGGGUUUAUCCUAAUAAAAAAAACAUGAA
Hemiscyllium ocellatum (epaulette shark) is the source of this 3090-nucleotide messenger RNA. RefSeq names its product BTB (POZ) domain containing 9 (gene btbd9). Gene Ontology annotation, molecular function: protein binding. Bases 185 to 1984 code for a protein of 599 amino acids. Gene Ontology annotation, biological process: circadian behavior; adult locomotory behavior; modulation of chemical synaptic transmission. The transcript is spliced from 11 exons. Lineage: Eukaryota; Metazoa; Chordata; Chondrichthyes; Orectolobiformes; Hemiscylliidae. The record is from RefSeq and is a predicted model, not a curated record.